AAUAUCAUGACAGUCCAACAUCUCGACUCCAUAUAAAAUAGUCCACUCAACACUACUUUAUAUACAUCUUCCCAUAUUCUAAUAUUUUUAAGCUUACUUUCUCCAAGUGAAAUUGCACCACAAAUCUCAAAAAAAUGAGAUCUAUGAACCUUGUUGAUUUAUGGGCUCAACAAGCUUGUUUAGUUUUCAAUCAAACUUUGUCUUAUAAAUCCUUCAAUGGAUUCAUGAAAAUCCCUUUGAAAAAUUCCAAAAUUAAUCCUAAGUUAAAUAAGAAAAGACCAUUUUCUCCUCUAACAGUUUCAGCAAUUGCUACUACCAAAGAAGAUGAAAGAAUUGAAGCAGCACAGACGGAGGAACCAUUCAAUUUCAAGAUUUACGUAACGGAAAAGGCUAUUUCUGUAAACAAGGCAUUAGAUGAGGCUAUUAUUGUAAAAGAACCCCAUGUUAUCCAUGAAGCAAUGCGUUAUUCCCUUCUCGCCGGCGGCAAACGGGUCCGGCCAAUGCUUUGUCUGGCCGCCUGUGAACUCGUCGGCGGCAACCAGGAAAACGCCAUGGCCGCCGCUUGCGCCGUCGAGAUGAUCCACACUAUGUCACUCAUUCACGAUGAUUUACCUUGUAUGGACAACGACGACCUCCGCCGCGGAAAACCUACCAACCACAAAAUCUACGGCGAGGACGUCGCCGUCCUCGCCGGAGACUCCCUCCUCGCCUUCGCCUUCGAACACAUUGUCAACUCCACGGCCGGAGUCACCCCGUCCAGAAUCGUAGGCGCUGUUGCGGAGUUAGCUAAGUCCAUCGGAACCGAAGGACUGGUCGCCGGACAAGUAGCAGACAUAAAAUGCACCGGCAACGCUAGCGUCUCUCUAGAAACGCUGGAAUUCAUCCACGUACACAAAACGGCAGCUCUCCUAGAAUCCUCCGUCGUACUCGGCGCAAUACUCGGCGGCGGCACGAAUGUCGAGGUGGAGAAGCUACGGAGGUUUGCCAGAUGCAUCGGAUUACUAUUUCAAGUAGUUGAUGACAUACUUGACGUGACGAAGUCGUCAGAGGAGCUCGGAAAAACUGCUGGGAAAGAUUUGGUUGUCGAUAAGACGACGUAUCCAAAAUUGUUGGGAUUAGAAAAGGCUAAGGAAUUUGCGGCGGAGCUUAAUCGGGAAGCGAAGCAACAGCUGGAAGGGUUUGAUUCGCGCAAAGCUGCUCCGUUGAUUGCAUUGGCUGAUUAUAUUGCUUAUCGUGAUAAUUAGGAAAUAGUAAUAUUAUGGAAUGAAUGUGCUAAUUCUUCAUUUGAUUUACCUAAUGGAAAUGAAGGUGAUCGAUCUAUUAAUGAAUCAA
Capsicum annuum is the source of this 1332-nucleotide messenger RNA. RefSeq names its product geranylgeranyl pyrophosphate synthase, chloroplastic. The record is from RefSeq and is marked validated. NCBI's taxonomy places the organism in Eukaryota, Viridiplantae, Streptophyta, Magnoliopsida, Solanales, Solanaceae. Gene Ontology annotation, biological process: isoprenoid biosynthetic process. Gene Ontology annotation, molecular function: geranylgeranyl diphosphate synthase activity.